Molecule: messenger RNA, 10034 nt
Organism: Bombyx mori (domestic silkworm)
Lineage: Eukaryota; Metazoa; Arthropoda; Insecta; Lepidoptera; Bombycidae
Gene: slo
Product: calcium-activated potassium channel slowpoke
Exons: 26
Coding region: 713-4222 (1169 amino acids)
Biological process (GO): potassium ion transmembrane transport
Cellular component (GO): postsynaptic membrane
Molecular function (GO): large conductance calcium-activated potassium channel activity
Source: RefSeq, a predicted model, not a curated record
AAACAAUUCAGUUGAAAAAUCGUUUUCCAAUACCACUCAACCGCGCCCUAACAUAAAGGCUGUUGUAAUCCCCUAAUUGCUUCAUAUAUAUUAAACUGAAAUCGAUCCACAUAAAAUAGAGACCGUAUCCAACAAAGAAAAGACAAACAGCCACCAUUUCAUAUUAUAUGGGAAGGACGUGAAGAUAUCGGCGCCGCGGCGCUUCGCAUUCUCGGCAACCAAUCGUAGCGCACCCGUAGACAUCUACAAGUUUCGUAGCGACCGCUGACGCAGUAACAGGGCGCCGUAGCUCUCUACGCUGAACGGGACAAAUUCGGAAUACAUUGACCUUUAACGAAAACCUCCGCAUUCCCCGAAAAAAUAAUACAGUUCGCGCAAAACGUUCAACAGUGAAACAGGCAUCUUCGAACGCACGAGUACACAGAACCGUCGCUCGCUUGUUAUGGCACCGAUAAAAUUAAUUCCGGAAACAUCUGCAGUCAUAAAGGUAUCGUCGACGAUGAGGCGACAGGCCUGAAGAGUGUCGCCGAGCGGAGAAGGAUAAAGAAGUUGAGCGCGAUGAAGUAGUGCGCUUGUGCGGAUCGAUCGGGCGACAUCGACCGCGGGGCGCGCCGGCGGGAGCGGUCGCAGUCGCGCGCGAGCACGGCGAGGGGGCGCGCGCAUCGGAGCACGUGCAUGGCGCGUCUGACUGAAUGCCUCGCGCCCUCGGGGAAUGGCUUCGUCCGAGGAAGAGGCGACUACGCCGAACCCUAAUUAUGACUGCCUCAGUGUCCGAAGAUGGUGGUGUUUCCUGCUCUCGUCGAUCUUCACGUUCCUCGCGGGACUGCUCGUGGUGCUACUAUGGCGCGCGUGCGCGUUCGUCUGCUGUCACAAGGAGCCCGAGCUCGCGCCCAACGACCCCAAGCAGAAGGAGCAGAAGGCCGCGAGACAGGGCAAACAGGAGUUCGAGGGGACCUUCAUGACCGAAGCGAAAGACUGGGCCGGCGAACUCAUUUCCGGUCAGACCACCACCGGACGUAUUCUGGUAGUGUUGGUGUUCAUUCUGAGUAUAGCAUCGCUCAUCAUCUACUUCAUUGACGCAUCCAGUGAAGAAGUCGAAAGAUGCCAGAAAUGGAGUGACAAUAUCACUCAGCAAAUCGACCUUGCCUUUAACAUAUUUUUUAUGGUCUACUUUUUUAUACGAUUUAUAGCGGCUAGUGACAAACUAUGGUUCAUGCUCGAGAUGUAUUCGUUUGUAGAUUAUUUCACGAUACCCCCAUCAUUUGUAUCGAUAUACUUGGACAGAACGUGGAUAGGUCUGAGAUUUCUCAGGGCUCUGCGUUUAAUGACCGUGCCUGAUAUUUUGCAAUACCUCAAUAUAUUAAAAACGUCAAGCUCAAUCCGCUUAGCGCAAUUAGUUUCUAUAUUUAUAUCAGUGUGGUUAACAGCCGCCGGUAUUAUUCAUUUGCUGGAAAACUCAGGGGAUCCGUUGGAAUUCGCUAACUCACAGAAGCUCUCAUACUGGACAUGCGUGUAUUUCCUUAUAGUGACGAUGUCCACAGUAGGUUACGGUGAUGUGUUCUGUCACACUGUACUAGGCAGAACCUUUUUGGUAUUUUUUCUCCUCGUUGGUUUGGCAAUGUUCGCUAGUAGCAUUCCCGAAAUUAUAGAGCUGGUAGGAAGUAGGUCCAAGUACAGUGGCGAGCUGAAGCGUGAACACGGAAAAAGGCACAUUGUUGUAUGUGGCCAUAUAACAUACGAAUCAGUGAGUCAUUUUUUAAAAGACUUCCUACACGAAGAUCGAGAGGAUGUGGAUGUUGAGGUGGUUUUUUUACACAGGAAACCGCCCGACCUGGAGCUCGAAGGCCUGUUCAAGAGACACUUUACCACUGUGGAAUUCUUUCAAGGCACCAUUAUGAAUCCAAUCGACCUGCAAAGGGUAAAAGUCCAUGAAGCAGAUGCUUGUCUGGUGCUAGCCAACAAAUACUGCCAGGAUCCGGACGCUGAGGACGCAGCCAAUAUCAUGAGGGUCAUCUCUAUCAAGAACUACUCCGACGAUAUCAGGGUCAUCAUACAGCUCAUGCAGUACCAUAAUAAGGCCUAUCUGUUAAACAUUCCAUCAUGGGAUUGGAAGCAAGGAGACGACGUGAUUUGCUUGGCGGAACUUAAACUCGGCUUCAUCGCCCAGAGCUGCCUUGCGCCUGGCUUCUCGACCAUGAUGGCUAACCUCUUCGCCAUGCGGAGCUUCAAGACGUCCCAAGACAUGGCUAUAUGGACUAAUGACUACAUGCGAGGUACCGGGAUGGAGAUGUACACAGAGACCCUUAGUCCUACGUUUAUCGGGAUGCCUUUCAUUGAAGCAGCCGAGUUAUGCUUUACGAAACUCAAGCUUCUUCUAUUAGCAAUAGAGAUCAAGGGAGAAGAGGGAGCCGAUAGCAAAAUAUCGAUAAACCCUCGCAACGCGAAAAUCCAUGCCAAUACCCAAGGGUUCUUCAUAGCACAGUCGGCUGAUGAAGUCAAAAGAGCGUGGUUUUAUUGUAAGGCCUGCCACGAGGACAUCAAAGACGAAACACUCAUCAAGAAGUGCAAAUGCAAAAACUAUGUCGGAAUGAUGAUGAUGCAGACUGGGAUGGUGAAACAAAGUCUUAAUACGUACCGUGCUCUCGAUGAUGAUCACCAUCCUCCCCCCACCUUCACGCCGCCAGAGUUGCCCAAGAAGGUCCAUGUUCGAGGCGAAAUCGCCCGCGAAAGGGGGGAAGAUACAAACUUAAUAAAUCGCAACCAUCGGAACGCGCCGACGGCGAUGCUGUCUCCAAUGGCGAACCAGCUGGUGAACACGACGACGACUCGGCAAGUCAACAAAGUAAAGCCGAACGUCAAUCGAGUACCGCCCGAUACGAAUCCUCAAGAUCAAGACACGAAUUACCAGGCCUAUCACCUUGCCUACGAAGUGAAAAAGCUCAUGCCUACUAGCAGAAGCAGUGGGGGUAAUCAGAACAGCAAUGGAGUUAGUCUGCCUGCUGGAUUGGCAGACGACCAGUCGAAAGACUUCGACUUUGAAAAGACUGAAAUGAAAUACGACUCAACAGGCAUGUUCCAUUGGAGCCCUGCCAGGAAUCUUGAAGAUUGUAUAUUAGACAGAAACCAAGCGGCUAUGACGGUUCUAAAUGGUCACGUUGUCGUGUGUCUAUUCGCGGAUCCAGACUCGCCACUGAUCGGCUUGAGGAAUCUCGUGAUGCCGCUAAGAGCCUCCAAUUUCCACUACCACGAGUUGAAACACGUGGUUAUCGUAGGAAGCGUCGACUACAUACGAAGAGAAUGGAAAAUGUUGCAGAAUCUUCCGAAGAUAUCUGUAUUGAAUGGUUCACCGCUAAGCCGGGCCGACUUGCGUGCAGUAAACGUGAACCUAUGCGACAUGUGCUGUAUCCUGUCAGCGAAGGUGCCAUCGAACGAUGACCCUACACUGGCGGACAAGGAAGCUAUCUUGGCUUCGUUGAACAUCAAGGCGAUGACGUUCGACGACACGAUAGGAGUGCUCAGCGCCGGCGCGGGGGCCAACGGCAGCAACGCGCAGCCGCUGCCGGGCCAGCCCCCCGCGCCCGUGCUGCUACAGAGGAGGGGAUCCGUAUACGGUGCUAAUGUACCUAUGAUUACAGAGCUGGUGAACGAUAGCAACGUGCAGUUCUUAGACCAGGACGACGACGACGACCCCGACACGGAGCUGUACUUGACGCAACCGUUUGCCUGCGGCACUGCGUUUGCCGUCAGCGUACUCGACUCUCUCAUGUCCACUACGUACUUCAACCAAAACGCGUUGACACUGAUCCGUUCGCUGAUAACGGGCGGCGCGACCCCCGAGCUGGAGCUGAUCCUCGCCGAAGGUGCCGGGCUCCGCGGCGGGUACUCCACGCCCGAGAGUCUGGCCAACAGAGACCGGUGUAGAGUGGGCCAGAUAUCCCUCUACGACGGUCCCCUGGCCCAGUUCGGAGAGGCCGGCAAGUACGGGGACCUGUUCGUGGCCGCCCUCAGCACGUACGGGAUGCUGUGCAUCGGCCUCUACAGGUUCCGGGACACCUCGUCCUCGUGCGACGCGAGCAGCAAGCGCUACGUCAUCACUAAUCCCCCCGACGACUUCUCGCUGCUGCCCACCGACCAAGUGUUCGUGCUGAUGCAGUUCGACCCGGGCGUGGAGUACCGCGCAUCCCGCCGCGCCGCGCCCGCCCCCAAGGACGACGCCUCCUGACUAUUGCUGUGCAGCGCCCUCACCGACGGGCCCUACUCCUACAUCUAGGGGGCCCGGCGUCUCGACAAUCCCGCCCUGAACUGCCCAAACCCUCCACUGCACAAUCGAAACUCUUAACUCCAAGUGCUUUACUUUGAGUUGGAGACGUGAUUGGAUACAGUUUGACGGUUAAAUCUCGUAUCACAUUUUCUGAUCCUUGUCAUUUAUAGAGUACCAGCGACCCUUCAGAAACUGUAAUUUAUUAUUGAUUUCUCCACUAUUUAAUAAUUGUUAUUAUACAUAUAAACCUUCCUCUUCAAUCACUGUAUCUAUUAAAAAAAACCGCAUCAAAAUCCGUUGCGUAGUUUUAAAGAUACAUUAAAGAUACAUACAUAGGGAUAUAAGGACAGAGAAAGCGACUUUGUUCUAUACUAUUUAGUGAUACCAUAAAAACAAGAUUAAACUGUCAACUGUAUUUAAAUCGAACCCCAGAAUACCUUCAUUUAAAAAAUAUUUUAAUUGGCCUUUUUUUUACUUUUACUACACAGUUCAAAAUAAAAAAUCCUACUUCCGACAUUGCGUUCAGUUAAAUCAAUCAUACAUCGCCUUUUAUUUGAAACACAAUUUUGCCUGCACUACAUUACAACGCUUAUAAAAUUAUAUUAUUUUCACGAUAUUAUUGCUGCACUUUGAUCCAGCACUAUUUUAAGUCUAAAAGCGACUAUAAAGCUAUUUUAAAUUACGUGAAACACGAAUAAAACACCAAAUAAGACAAUUUAUUUAAAUAUGUUUAUUAAAUUUUAAGUAAUGACAAAAUAUGUAUAUUAGUUGAAAAUGGUCAAAAUAUUAAUGGCGUUGGUUUAUAUUUUUAGUUCAUAAGUGUUGUAAAAAUUAUCUUUGAAUUUUUGAAAUCUAGAUUGACACAGCUCUAUGCUAUAUUACAAAGACGCAAAGCACUUUUGUUCCUGUUUUUUCUUCAUUUUUGAUUCUCUUUUGUCAAAAUCCACCAUUUUGCGCUCCAAAAAUAACAAUGGCGACUGCAAUUUAAAAAAAAAACAAUUUUAUUAAGUAAUGUUUUUUGAGAAGCGAACAACUUUAAUCUUGAAUAUUAAAAGUUAGUACCUAAAUAGUUAUUUGUGAUCGAAAUAAUGGAACCUUUUAAACUUUUAAUUGCAGAAAAUUUUAGUUUCACAGUAAAAAUAUAUCUGCAUCGGCUACCUUCGAACUACCUUAAAUCUAGAAUUUUCCAUUCUAUAAAAUUCACUGAACUUUUUUUUUUCUCAUCUGUUUUCUAAAUAUUUAACACCUUUCUAUAUGUGUAUAUCUGAUAUGUGUAUUUUUAGCAUUUAAAAUGUUCAUUGACUGAUUGAUUUAAUAGGCAAUUUGCGUAUUAAUUAAAUUUGUUAUUUCACUUAAGUAGCUCUUAGUAUCUUUUGAAUUAUUACUUCUUCGCUUUAGCUGUAAGAUAUAUUAUACUUCAUGUUAUUCUUAAAGGUGCACGUACUAUGGUAGAUUUUGCUCAUUUCUCUUUAUCUUUUUGUAAAUAAACUUUGGACACCUGUAGUUGUUUGGUAUUUUUUGUGCAAGACUGAAAAUAAUAAUUUGAACGUCCAUAAAACCAAAGAACUGCACGAAAAAUAUAAAACGAACUUGUUAUGUUUAGUCUCAUUUUAGUUUAUAUUGUUUCAUUUUGUUUAUUCAAUAAACUUUAAUUGUGUAGCUUUUUUAUUUUUUUUAUUUUUAUUAUUUUUUUCCUACGGGCAGGGGAUUGUCAAAGUGGACGUGAUACAUGGCGCUGCACAAAAAUAAGACUUAUGAACUGAUACAAAUUAAAAAAAAAUUGCCAUUGUGAGCUCUAUAUAAACAAAAUUGUUUUCAUUUUAUUAUUUUGCGACGGACACUUGAGUACAAAGUGAUAUUUCGCUGUAAAUGUGUGAUAUUAUUUUUCGAAAAAAAAAUUAUCGUUAUUUAUUAUAGAAAAAUAGGGCUUGUGAAGCCAGGCAGUGUAUUUAGUAUUAACUCCGGGUGCUUUGACGAUUGUGGAUUCUCAUAGUUAACUACGUUGAUUGUAUUAGAUGACGUUUUAAUCGACUGAAUCAAACCGCACUGACAUAGUGUGACACGCAACAUCGAAUGAACUAUCGAUAACAGUUCAGUCGAUUAAAUUAACGUUAUUAGAAUUUAAUAGAAAAAUAGUUACAUCACCAAUUUUUAGAUGAAUCGUUUAUAUAAAUAAUAUAGUCAGCAUUAUACUUAUUUAUUCAAUUUAAAAUUUACACGAUGUUUGAUGAAAUCAGUAAGUGUACCUUUAUAGAAAGCACGCGACAGCUACAAAUUAAUAAAUAUGAAAAUAUUUCAAUUAAAAUGAAUACCUCAUUGUAACGACUAGUGAGAAUAUGUGAGAAUGUUAUUUAAAAGUCAUAAUUUAAAAGUUUAUCAAACAUCAUGUAUGUACAAAUUGUACAAUAGAUAAUUCUGUCACGUUAUAAAUUAGAUUUCAUCCCAUUUGUAAUAGACUAGGCAAAACCGGCCUUAAAAUUUACUAUUAAUUAUAGGUACAUCGUUUCACUUUCAUAUGAAUGUGUAAUAUUUCAAAUAAUCGAAUUAAUUUACUUACCGCACAGAAAAAAAAAACAGUUAAAGCAAAACGAUAUUUAAAAAUCACAUACAGAUCAAAACAGACAAUGGAAUUGAAUUUUUAAAUACUGCCACACUUGUUUUGUUAACAAUAUGACAAAUCGAAAAUUAAUUUUGACACCAAAACUAAAAAAUAUAUCUCUUUGAUAAAUAAUUACAUGUAUAUCGCAUUAUCCAUUGUAUUGCCAACACGUCAUAAAGUUCACAAUUUGCCUACUAAAAUUUAGACUUAUAAAUUAUGUAUAUUAUAGUUAAAUAAAUAAAAGCAUACUUAAAAAUCACAGUUUGUAAAGAAUAACGUUUUCGAGAAGGUUGUGCACGUUAGAUUAUUUACGUAAUUAUAAAAACAAGGUCUGUCCAAAUCUAUAACGUAAAUUAAAGGGGGCUCACGGUCAGAUGUUCAAUGGCUACGCAAAAUUGCAAGCGGUAGGUAUACUGGCAUAACCACCUCUGAGGAUUUAGUACGAAUCAUUGUAAUAAUUGAACUAGUUUGAAAUUUCAAACGUCCCAGCCAAUUCACAGGAAACAUCAUUUGUUUUAGUCGAUAAAUCGAAUGGUAAACGAAAUAUCGAGAUGUUUUUUCGGUUAAGUGACUUGGCUAGGAUCGAUAGUAGCGAUUCAUGCAUGAAGCCCUAAACGCCAAACUAGGUACCUGCGUACCGCAGGACGCAGCGUACUGCAUUCUACACUCAAAUAAAUAAGAAAACUAUUACGAGCUAGUAAAGUUGUAAAUAGUCAAAUGUAAUUUUGUAUGUUACGUAAGGAUUUUUUUCGAAAUACGUCUUCAUGGCAUUAAAUAGAAGGCUAAUAUUAAAACUCUAUAUUGAAAAUCGUGUGUAGUUCGUUGUGAAUUUAGGCUUCGGUGUCACUGUACGCUAGAUAGGUAUAUAAUUCGGACGUGUCAAUGUAAAAUAUGUAAAAUACACGCUAUCGAUUCGGAUUAUUAUUAUGAAUGUUAUAUUAAGUAUAUAUAUAAUUAUAUAAAUGAAUGAUUUUUCCUUUAAUAUUUUUAUACAGCAUUACAAAUAUUAAACGCAAUUAAAAGUUUAGAGAGGUGGGUCAGUGUGCAAUUUAAAAAAAAAGGUAUAUUUAGUGUUUAAUUCUUAUAAUCGCCUUAAAGAGAGAGAAUAUAGCCGAGUCCUUCUAUGUGUUAGCUUAUAGUGUGAAUCGUUCAAUGUGUGUAAAUGGUCACUCGACUAAAAUGUCGUUGUGGAGUUCGCGUAUUAAGACACUUUAUAAGCUACGUGUCUUGUGCGUUUCGCUAUUCGGCAUUCGCCAUGACUUAUUCUUCUUCGAUAUAUUAUUAAACUACAUAAUUCCCACACCCAUUCUUAUUUGUUUCCGACUAUUUAUCCUUCAUAAUUUACUUUGAAUCUUUCUCGAGGUCUAACGGAAUUAACGUACAUGGAUCGGCACAAUUUAUUGAAAUUUAAAUAUCAUCUCACUUUUAAUAAAACACGUUCAAUAAAAUCGUUAGUAAAACAUUUUUAAAGGAACGGGAGUAGGAAAAAGAUUCUAAGCCUAAAUUAAAGAUUAAAAUGGUAUAGUAGUGAAAUCUGAGCCAAGAGAUAAAAAUAGGUUUAGCUGCCAUUUGUAAGGGACUUAAAUAUAUUUUAGAAUACAAACAAACCUUACAUUAAUGGUAACUCAAAAAAAUUCAAAUAGAAACACCCAAGAAUUUGAAGAUUCAAAAUGUUUUCGCAUUCAUAUGCAUUCACAAUCGUUCAUCAGAACUUUUACUAUAACAAGGUACUGAUAUUUCCGAAAUCAUCAAAAGCUAAUGAAAAAUUGUCGUAAAAUCAUUCACGCGAAUUUAGGUAUACAUGUUGUGUGCAUUAAACUUUAGAAUAACAACAUUGUUGACUAUUGCUAAUAGCUUGAGGUUGUUAAUGUUUUUAGAAAGAAAAAAAAGCUACUUUCAUCUAACAUUUAUACAGGGUGUUAACUGUUUCCAAAGUCAAAAUGGGAAUAAACAGAUACCUAACUUUAACAGUAAGCGAUGUUCAUUAAGAUAAGAAAAUUAAAAUAACAAAACAUAGCUGUAGUGUUAGCAUAAUUUUACUUUACAAUAUAAUCUAUUCACAGAGACUUUGAUUCCGUGCUUCAAGGGAUUUUUAUUUAUGAUACAAGUUAUCGGAUUCUUUGGUUAAAUACAUGAUUCAAAGCUGUUUUUAUUAAAUAUGGUAGCUAGGUAGGCUAGACAGCUACCCCAAGCAACACCAUUUCGAGACCCUUAAAAAAGCACCCUGUAUAUGUGUGAAUGAAGUAUGUAUUAUAAGUAUCUCUUAAAAGCUCUAUAAAAGAAUGUUCGCUAGGCUCUUUGUAAGCUGAACGCCAUCUAUAUGUCGUGUUGUUACACUAGUUCUGUCUUAUUAAAUGUAGUAUCAAUAUAAUGAUGGCUGUGAGAUAAUAUAUAUAAAACAAUUUAAAAAUUUAAUGUGUAAUAGAUGAUUAUAAAGGCAUAAAGAUCGAAUCACUCUAUGGCAAAUUAGCUGGACUAAAAUGAACAAUUUUUUGACGGAAAUUUCAGUGUCGUUUUGAAGGAAACACUUAAAUGAAAAAAAUCCAUAAACGACAUUGAUGGUUUUUGUGAAAAAAUAGCAUAACGCCUUGGCACUGGAAGAUUUUUUUUAUUGCUAAAUAUAUUUCGUUAACAUUCUAUACAUGUAUAAUUGUCAAUUUCAAGAAUAAAUGUCACAGUGCCAAUCAGCUGGAAAUUGCUUAUUAUGCGUAAAGGGUUACCACGUGUAUCAAAUCAGAUUUUUCUAAUAGCUCAUUUUAAAUUAGACUUUCAAUCUAGUUUUCUCUUUCUAGAACUUAUUGUACCAAUUGAUUUCAUCUUCUAACUUCUAAUAUUACGUGUGGUAACCUAAACUUUAAAAACUCACAGCUUUCUCUACAGUUGCUCAAGUUUCUACGCAAAGUCAUAACCCCAGUUUCACUGCUUCUAGGUGUAUUACCAUUAAAAAGGUCCACAUAAAUUUAUCUCACGUAAUAUUACAUCACUAUUUAGGUAGGCGGCCAUCUUGUGAAUCUAUUUAAGCAAGAUGGCCGACGAAAACGGUAAUGUAAUAUUAUUAGACUGUUCAAAAAUGUAUCACACCACAAGAACAAAAUUAUUUAAUAUUGUUGAUGUUGAUUGUUAAUAAAAUGCAAAUAAUGUAAAUAUCAAAAUAAAUUCUGUAUUUGUAUUUGA